Beta vulgaris subsp. vulgaris (sugar beet) is the source of this 1296-nucleotide messenger RNA. Its product is annotated as protein RER1A. Gene Ontology annotation, biological process: protein retention in ER lumen; retrograde vesicle-mediated transport, Golgi to endoplasmic reticulum. The record is from RefSeq and is a predicted model, not a curated record. Lineage: Eukaryota; Viridiplantae; Streptophyta; Magnoliopsida; Caryophyllales; Amaranthaceae. The transcript is spliced from 4 exons. The coding region runs from base 145 to 771 and encodes 208 amino acids. Gene Ontology annotation, cellular component: Golgi membrane.
GAAAAUAAUGUUUUUCUGAAAGAAGGAAUACGCCAUCCCAUUUUCUUCUCUCUCAGCAGUGACCCCUUGAAACAAAAGAUCUCCACGGAAUCUCCCGUCAACCUCAAUCUACAAUCCUACACCCCCAUAAACUUCGGAUCCCAAAUGAUGGAGGCGGGCGGUGGCGGCGUUGUCGGCGACGGCGGAGGUGAAACCCUUUCAUCAGAAACGCCGGCAACCGUCGCAUCACGGUGGAGCUUCAUGUUAUCUCAGCGUUUCCAGCAUUUACUCGACAAAUCCACGCCACAUCUUCUUCACCGUUGGAUCGCAUUCUGCGUCGUCGUUUUGGCUUACGCUGUUCGAGUCUACUUCGUUCAAGGGUUCUACAUCAUCUCCUAUGGCCUUGGAAUUUACAUUCUUAACCUUCUUAUUGCCUUUCUCUCUCCUCAGGUUGACCCUGAGAUCCAGGAACUUACUGAUGGACCCACUUUACCCACUCGUGGGUCCGACGAGUUUCGCCCCUUUGUUCGCCGCCUUCCUGAGUUUAAGUUCUGGUACUCCCUAACAAAAGCCUUCUGCAUAGCUUUUGUCAUGACAUUCUUUAGCGUGUUUGAUGUUCCUGUAUUUUGGCCGAUUCUCCUUUUCUACUGGUUCGUUUUGUUCACACUCACCAUGAGAAGACAAAUACACCAUAUGAUCAAAUACAGAUAUGUUCCUUUCUCUUUCGGGAAAAAGCGAUAUGACCGGAGGAAGCCUGUUGCAGAAGAAAGCGCCGCACUUGUUAGGGAUUGAUGUUUCAGAGUAUGACUUUGUUGUUCAAUGAACCACAGCACAGCUUCAUUAGUGGUAGCAUCAGGCCAUCAGGUUUCCAGUGUUUGGCAUUAAGCACAUGAGAGGAUUCUUUGUCAUCCAUAUCACUCAAGCAAACUCAUCAAGUGCAAAGAGAACUAAUCUGAUCGAAUCAACGAGGCUGCUAAUGUUCUUUCUUUCUCUUGAUGUUACAAUUUUGUAUAGAGGAAGCAUCACGAGUUCCUCGUUGGCUGUAUCAAAUAGGAACCGUGAUUACAUAUCUAUUUGAUUAAGUCUUGUAAUGAAUGGUUUAAUGUUGUUAGUUUGAUUAAUUUGAGAUGGAAUGACAUGUCUUUCAGUUUCCUCCACAACAACACCAAUUCUUCUUGUGGAUACCCUUUUGUUUUCUUAUUGAAUUUUACGGUUUAGUUAGUCAAGAAUCAUCAUUAUUCCUUCUAAGUUGUUGGGAUAUACUUUUUCCGUCCUCUAAUAAAACUACAUUUCCUUUUUUAUGGAAUUUUAUUAUUA